This is a messenger RNA of Aphanomyces invadans, 311 nucleotides long. RefSeq lists its product as hypothetical. The transcript has a single exon. The record is from RefSeq and is a predicted model, not a curated record. Lineage: Eukaryota; Oomycota; Saprolegniomycetes; Saprolegniales; Verrucalvaceae. The coding region runs from base 50 to 283 and encodes 77 amino acids.
GGGAUACAUUUGCAUCAACAUCGUUGCGCGCGGCGACGACGCCAUUGGCAUGGACACCCCACUGGCUUCCCACGUAAAGCGUCAGCGCGUAGUGGCCGGUCGAGUUUGCGUCAACCCCAACGAAUCUAUCCACCCCCUCAACGAAACGGAGUUCCAAGCCCAUACACAACUGCGCCGCCUUCGCUACAUCCACCACAUUGAACAGUUUGUAGCGUCCCAAGCGUAUUUCAAAGCUGUGGAUUACCCCCCCGAGCCGAACGAAAACGAGUACAUGAAGAGAUAAGCGAUGAACGUCGGCCUUUAUAUUGCAA